This is a messenger RNA of Linum trigynum, 1248 nucleotides long. Lineage: Eukaryota; Viridiplantae; Streptophyta; Magnoliopsida; Malpighiales; Linaceae. The record is from the annotation of a GenBank genome assembly.
AUGGGUGGUUCCGAGGAGAGAGUUGUAGCUGUGAUCAUGGUGGGUGGACCCACUAAAGGAACACGAUUCAGGCCAUUGUCAUUGAAUAUCCCUAAACCUUUAUUCCCCUUAGCAGGACAACCAAUGGUUCACCAUCCAAUUUCUGCUUGUAAAAGGAUUCCAAACUUGGCUCAGAUCUAUCUCGUUGGUUUCUACGAAGAGCGUGAAUUCGCACUGUAUGUGUCUGCCAUCUCAAAUGAACUCAGAGUGCCUGUCAGGUAUCUGAGAGAGGACAAACCUCAUGGUUCAGCUGGUGGUCUUUAUAACUUUAGAGAUCUGAUCAUGGAGGAUAAUCCGGCCCAUAUUUUUUUGCUGAAUUGUGAUGUCUGCUGCAGUUUUCCUCUCCCUGAAAUGCUUGAAGCACAUAAAAGAUAUGGUGGGAUCGGAACUCUCCUUGUAAUCAAGGUCUCGGUGGAGUCAGCCAGCCAGUUUGGAGAAUUGGUAGCUGAUCCAGUGACAAAAGAAUUGCUGCAUUACACAGAGAAACCUGAGACAUUUGUUAGUGACUUGAUAAACUGUGGUGUCUACGUGUUUACUCCGGAAAUAUUUACGGCCAUCCAAGGAGUUUCUACUCAACUGAAAGACAGGGCUAACCUUCGACGUGUGUCGAGCUUUGAAGCUCUUCAGUCAGCCACAAGGAGUUUCCCUUCAGAUUUUGUGAGGUUGGAUCAGGACAUUCUGUCACCUCUUGCAGGGAAAAAGCAAUUAUACACAUACGAAACCAGAGACUUCUGGGAACAAAUAAAAACUCCUGGAAUGUCUUUGAAAUGUUCUGCUCUGUAUCUCGCUCAAUUUCGAUUCACUUCUCCGCAUCUGUUGGCUAGUGGUGAUGGUUCAAAGAGUGCCACUAUUGUUGGUGAUGUUUAUAUUCAUCGGUCCGCCAAAAUUCACUCAACUGCUAAGAUUGGUCCUAAUGUGUCGAUAUCAGCCAAUGCUCGUAUAGGACCAGGUGCAAGGCUAAUCAGUUGCAUCAUCCUCGACGACGUUGAAGUCAUGGAAAACGGGGUUGUUAUCAAUGCUAUUGUUGGGUGGAAGUCUUCCAUUGGGAAAUGGUCUCGGGUCCAGGCUGAAGGUGCAUACAAUGCAAAACUGGGUAUCACAAUUCUCGGUGAAGCUGUAACGGUGGAAGAUGAAGUGGUGGUAGUGAACAGCAUUGUACUGCCGCACAAGACUUUGAAUGUUAGUGUCCAGGAAGAGAUCAUUUUAUAG